ACCAAAACCCAACACUCAGAAAAUUCAUUUUUUUCACGAAAAAUCUUCACUUUGUCCCUAACUCUAAAUUUUGGGGCUGAAAAUUUGAAUAAAAACCGUGUCUAAAAAUGGUAUAUAUCUUAAAUGCCCAUUAUUUCAAUCCCACAGUGAUUGCAUUUUGUCAAAACCUCGUCUUCCGAAUGAAAAAUCUUGUCCUUUGUCCUAAAGAUACUUUCCCUUUCCCCGUUUCGGCCUUUGGGGCAAUUACAUAUUUCCAUGUUUCAGUCUUCCUUUCUCUCUCUACACCUGUGGUUUCUCUCUCUACACGUCUGGUUUAACUCCGCUGUGUUCAUUUUCCAGAGAUUUGGGUUUUGCCAAAGUCUGAACUUUUUCGGGGGCCUCAUUGAUUUCAGCCAACUGGGUUCUUCGACUCGAGGAGAAAAGAUGGAUUUUUUGCUUCCUUGUUCUUAGAUUUGAAUCCUGAGUGGCGUUUACAUCUUAUGCAACUGCACUGUAUUUGAGUCAUUCGGAAAGAGGGAAAGUUUGUAGAUAUGGAUAUCGGAGAUGAUAGCUCGAGGUUCUGUUCUUUACCGGCUACAACUUCAAGGAAUAUGUCCACCUCAUCUUCGGCAUUCUUUUCAGCAAACCAGUCGCCAUUUUUCUCCCCAAGAUCGCCAUCUUGUCAACUAUCUGAAUCAACAAGGUCUGAUGCUCCAUGUGAUAGCAUGGUUUUAAGUACAGAUCCCCUCAGUUCCAGCUCUGGAAUUCCAGACCUUGAAUCUCUAGCAAAUGUAAGAUAUAAAUUGUCAAACAUGUCACCGGCCCCAGCUGCUUCAGUCUCAGGUGAUUUUGAGAAGUUUGACCGCGUGUCUUCCUCAACAGCCAUUUCUAAUAGCAUUCUAUCUAGUCACAGCCAUGCCUGGGUCUAUGAGUAUUCUGGGCAAAGAGAGAGGCAGAGAAGGCCUGGGAGAAACUCUGGAGACUCAUAUAUAUCUGGUCCGGUUUCAAUGACAUCUAAUAGACUGAGGAGCUGUGAUGUUUUCAUAGGUUUGCAUGGCCGUAAACCUUCUUUGCUGAGGUUUGCUAAUUGGCUCCGAGUUGAGUUGGAAGUUCAGGGGAUGAGUUGCUUUGUAUCUGAUAGAGCUCGAUGUAGGAACUCUCGCAAACAUGGAAUUGUUGAGAGGGCCAUGGACGUUUCUUCUUUUGGGAUUGUCAUCCUAACAAGGAAGUCAUUCCGAAAUCCAUAUACCAUCGAGGAACUUCAAUUUUUCGCUAGCAAGAAGAACUUGGUCCCAAUAUUCUUUGAUUUGCGUCCAGGUGAUUGCCUUGUCAGGGAUAUCGUUGAGAAGAGAGGAGAGCUGUGGGAAAGACAUGGGGGAGAGUUAUGGAUUUUGUAUGGAGGACUCGAGAAGGAGUGGAAAGAAGCUCUUCAUAGCCUCUCCCGGGUGGAUGAAUGGAAAUUGGAGGCUCAGGAUGGUAACUGGAGAGAUUGUAUAUUAAGGGCCGUCACAUUAUUAGCAAUUAGAUUAGGGAGGAGAAGUGUUGUAGACCGGUUAAGCAAGUGGAGAGAGAAGGUGGAGAAAGAGGAGUUCCCUUUCCCUCGAAAUGAGAACUUUAUUGGCAGGAAGAAGGAACUCUCUGAGCUGGAAUUCAUACUUUUUGGUGAUGUCAGUGGAGAAGCAGAAAGAGAUUAUUUUGAGCUUAAGGCUAGGCCUAGACGAAAGAACUUGACAAUUGGGUGGGGUAGGAGCAGUUCAUUUGAUGAAAGGCGAAGGGAACGAAAACUGGAGAUUGGAAGCAGAAAGGGAAAAGAACCAGUUGUGUGGAAGGAGUCAGAGAAAGAGAUUGAGAUGCAAAGCACAGAAAUUCCUCAAAGACAAUCAAAGCCCAAAAGUGGUGGAAGAUAUUCAAGGAGAAAAAGAUCAACAAAGGUUGUGUAUGGGAAGGGGAUUGCUUGUGUGUCGGGGGACUCGGGAAUUGGCAAGACGGAACUUCUUCUUGAAUUUGCCUACAGAUAUCACCAGAAGUACAAGAUGGUUUUAUGGAUAGGAGGGGAAAGUAGGUAUAUUAGGCAAAACUACUUGAAUCUCUGGUCGUUUCUAGAAGUCGAUGUAGGGGUUGAAAAUUGCUUUGACAAAAACAGAAUCAAAAGCUUUGAAGAACAGGAAGACACAGCCAUAGCUAGAGUACGCAGAGAACUCAUGAGAAACAUGCCAUUUUUGGUGGUGAUUGAUAACUUAGAAAGUGAAAAGGAUUGGUGGGACCACAAACUUGUAAUGGAUCUUCUUCCCCGUUUUGGUGGAGAGACGCACAUAAUAAUAUCCACACGCCUUCCUUGGAUGAAUUUGGAGCCUUUGAAACUCUCGUACUUAUCCGGGGCAGAAGCAAUGUCGCUCAUGCAGGGUAGCGUAAAAGAAUACACAGAAAAUGAAGAAUUGGAUGCUUUACGGGCUAUUGAGGAGAAAGUGGGACGCUCAACCUUGGGACUUUCUAUUGUAGGUGCAAUAUUGUCUGAGCUGCCCAUACUUCCAAGUAAGCUGUUGGAAACAACUAAUAGAAUGCCAUUAAAAGAAUUUUCAUGGAGUAGCAGGGGGACUAAUUCGUUGAGGCGGCAUACUUUCCUUAUGCAACUCCUCGAGGUGUGUUUCUCGAUUUUUGAUCACGCAGACGGACCGAGGAGCUUGUCAACGAGAAUGGUCCAGGCAAGUACUUGGUUUGCACCGGCCGCGAUUCCAGUUUCUUUGUUGGCCCAAGCUGCUCACAAGAUACCUGAAAAGCAUCAAGGGACGUGGUUAUGGAGAAAGCUGAUGAAGUCUUUAACUUGUGGCUUUACUUCAUCAUACACCAAAAAAUCAGAAGCAGAAGCGACUUCCAUGUUGUUAAGGUUUAACAUUGCCAGAAGCAGCACCAGGCAGGACCAUAUCCAUUUCCAUGAACUCGUCAAGCUUUAUGCUCGCAAGAGAGUUGCGAGCGGAGUUGCACAAGCGAUGGUUCAAGCUGUUAUCAGCCGUGGAUCAAUAUCUCAACACUCAGAACAUAUCUGGGCAGCCUGUUUCUUAAUAUUUGGAUUCAGCCAUGACCCUGUGGUCGUUGAGCUUAAGGUUUCGGACCUGCUGUAUCUUGUCAAGGAAGUGGUUUUGCCUCUUGCAAUACGGGCCUUCAUAACAUUCUCUCGUUGCAAUGCUGCCCUAGAACUCCUCCGCCUAUGCACCAAUGCCCUGGAAGCAGCGGACCAAGCGUUUGUAACCCCAGUUGAGAAGUGGCUCGAUAAAUCACUUUGUUGGAGGCCGAUCCAGACUAAUGCUCAGCUGAAUCCUUAUCUUUGGCAGGAGCUUGCGCUAUCAAGAGCCACAGUGCUAGAAACUAGGGCCAAGCUGAUGCUAAGAGGGGGACAAUUCGACAUAGCUGAUGAUCUAAUUAGGAAGGCGCUUUUUAUCAGAACUUCUGUUUGUGGUGAAGAUCAUAAAGACACUGUAGCUGCUCGCGAAACUCUUAGCAAAGUCACCAGGCUUCUUGCAAAUGUUCAAAUUCAUACUUCACCGUAGAUCCCAUUUUUUUUUCGUAAGCAGAUUUUAUUCUAGCAUUUAUAGAGUCUGAAAUAAAACAGUUGUAUACCCCAUUCUGAUAGUUUUUCUAUACCAAUUUUUAGUCCGAAAGAGAUUCCAUUCCUUUGGCAUAACAUCAUCAUUUCUUGUUAUGCUUAUGUGAAUAACAUUUGUCUGCCUCCAGAUUGGGGAUUAAAAUUUUGAUUUUGCUCUUUCAUAUUAUAAAUAAACUGUAAUGCAGCUCCAGAGUUUUUGAAGGAUUGUUCGAUGAUGACUUGCGGGAGUCGGGCAUAUGAAAUAUUGUUUGCAUCCAUGUUAACUUCUGGAAAGAAGCACAGGAGUUCCGAAUUGCUGUCAUGAGUGAAAACUUUCACAGCUCAUCGCCAUAUUCCGAGUGCAAAUCCAGGCAAGUAUUUUGCAACAACUUCUUUGUUUCUCCGCACUGUCUUGCCGUGGUCGGAAAUGCAACGGUGUGUCCUUGUGACUCUGAAUUUGUUGUGAGCUUACAGCGCUGUCGGAACGGUGAAUCUGAAUACGUAUUGAGAUGCUUCUUUUAUUAUUGUGCCGAAGUUUGACGGAUGAACUUAUGAGCGUGUAUGCACCACAGGAGUUGCUGAAACUUGUUUGGAUUAUAGCAACACUGGAGUUGCGAAAACUUGUUAGGAUUACGAUACAAUAACAAAAGUAUCCUCAAUUAUAAGGAAGCAAAAAGUAAUGAGAUUCUGUUCUUAAUUUA
Malus domestica (apple) is the source of this 4260-nucleotide messenger RNA. The record is from RefSeq and is a predicted model, not a curated record. NCBI's taxonomy places the organism in Eukaryota, Viridiplantae, Streptophyta, Magnoliopsida, Rosales, Rosaceae.